Messenger RNA from Synchiropus splendidus (mandarinfish), 1311 nucleotides. RefSeq names its product P2Y purinoceptor 3. Gene Ontology annotation, molecular function: oxysterol binding; G protein-coupled receptor activity. The transcript has 2 exons. Gene Ontology annotation, biological process: G protein-coupled receptor signaling pathway. Bases 1 to 1311 code for a protein of 436 amino acids. Lineage: Eukaryota; Metazoa; Chordata; Actinopteri; Syngnathiformes; Callionymidae. The record is from RefSeq and is a predicted model, not a curated record. Gene Ontology annotation, cellular component: membrane.
AUGACAUCAAUGGAGCACCCUCCGGUGAACACCAGUGUCUCAAGCCUCCAACACCUCUCUCUGCCCCCCACCUCCCAGUCAUUUUGCAGUAUUGAUGAGUCCUACAAAUACAUUUUCCUGCCCCUGUGCUACUCAUUUACCUUCAUCUUCAGCAUCUCUCUGAACUCGGUCGUCUUGCUCCGCUCCUUCCGCCGUACUAAGCGUUGGAACGCUUCGCUGAUCUACAUGGUCAACCUGGCCACCACAGACUUCAUGUACGGCAUGUCGCUGCCCUUCCUCGUGGCCAGCUACAUCAUGCGUGACCGCUGGGUAUUUGGGGACUUCAUGUGCCGUCUGGUCCGAUUCCUAUUCUAUUUUAACCUCUAUUGUUCCAUCUUCUUCCUCACCUGUAUCUCCGUGCACAGGUACCUGGGUAUCUGCCACCCCAUGAAGGUGAUCACACUGGAAUCCAAGAAGGCAGUGAAGUGCACUUGUGUUCUAGUCUGGAUUGUGGUGUUUGCUUUGACCUGCCCCAUCUUUCGGUUCGCUCAAACUGGUCAUGUGACCAGACUUGCUGGGAUCAGUGGCGAUGGCAGACUGGUGGAGGAGUUCCAGAACUGUUGGGACGACGCUAUAGACAAGGAGUUCUCUGACUACGUCCCGUAUGGCAUCACCCUUCAUCUGGUGGGCUUCUUUGUUCCGUUUUCAAUUAUCGCUUGGUGUUACUCUCACGUGGUUCUGACCAUAUUCAGGACUCUACACUCUCAGCCUUCAUCCUACAGAGGACCAAAAGACGGCAGAUACCGAGGAGUGCGCAGACAAGAAAGAGAUGAUCGCGAGAAAAGAGGAAAAAAUGGAUUCUCUAAAACGCAUGGAAGGCAGGAUGGGAUUUCCAUUUUUCUGGGUGCCCAUUCUCCAUAUGCCAAUCGCAGGCGCAAGUCCAUUAAAACCAUCAUCACCAUCACGCUACUGUUUGCCCUUUGCUUUUUCCCUUUUCAUGUGACCAGAACCAUUUUUCUCCUGCUGAAGGUGACAAGGGGAGUUCCCUGCCAUACUAUGACCAUGGUGUCCAUGUGCUACAAGAUCACCCGGCCGCUGGCAUCCUUUAACGCGUGGCUCAAUGCCCUACUGUAUUUCCUCACCAAAGAUAAGGGGGGAGGUCACUGCUGCCAAGCUGCAAACACAACUAGUCAACAACAUGGUGGGCUGCUGAUGCCACUGAGGAUGAUGGGAAGAGCCGAGGAUGCAGAGGUCGGAGCAGCGGCGGAUAAAUCAUUUCUCAACAGUCCUCCAUAUAUAAACAGAGAUAAAGUCAAUUAUCCGGCCGAAUAA